Phytophthora nicotianae INRA-310 is the source of this 1600-nucleotide messenger RNA. RefSeq lists its product as hypothetical. The transcript has a single exon. Bases 137 to 1519 code for a protein of 460 amino acids. Lineage: Eukaryota; Oomycota; Peronosporomycetes; Peronosporales; Peronosporaceae. The record is from RefSeq and is a predicted model, not a curated record.
GUCGUCUGUCUCCGGAUUACUCCAUCGUCACGCAUUUCGGCUUUCUUUACGCGUUUGGAAGAGUAAUCUGGAGCUGUGAGGCUGCGUGGGCAGCUCACUUAGCAGCAAGCGGUACAGCACGCAAGUCUCAAGUGCGAUGGCAGACACGCCAAUGUCUCCGCUCGGGGGCAGCUCGAAUGACGAUCUUCUCGCAGCACUGGACGAAAUGCUGGCCUUCACACCCGAGACCUCUUCCUCGCUGGCUCAGCUCCCGUUGGAUGCAAACUUCGUGGCGGACGCGUUCGAGCUGCCAGAAGUGCCGAAUCCGUACGAGUCGGUGGAGAUCAAGACGGAGACUGCUACAGCCCCCGCACCAGCUCAGCCGCAGGAACAGCCUGGACCAAGAGGGAAAGACGCGCGUGCGACGCCGUACCCGAAGGCGAAGCCGCGUCGUCGCAAACGCCCGAAAGAUGAGCUCGAUUAUCUACGCGCAAAGGUGGCGGAUCUGGAGGAGGAACUGACGAAUCUGAACCAAUCGGCAGGACGGAUGUCUCCUGUCAGCGAUGACGACGAGGAGAUGUUCGCUCGCUGGAAACAAGUCGCCGAGCGACAGAAAGAGGAGGCCAACAAGACUGUGGUUGAGAACCUCAAGCUGCGCGCCAUGCUGAAGGGCCAAUUAGAAGUCGCGCGCCGUCUCGAAGCGGCUAUAGCUCAGCAUCAGCAGGAGGCGGCAGAACAGGCUUUCCCGUGGAAUCCGAUCAAGACGGAGUUUAACGUUGAUUCAGAAGCAGACACAAACAGUAGACGCCCCCGCGCGCCAAGUAUCUCGGACGAACUGCUGUUUGCAGAGCUUAAUGGAGCUCUCGAGGCGCAGUACGCACAGGUUGACGCGCUACUGGGAGCGGCUGGAAUUUCUGAUGUCAACCGCGAACUUUUGAGCAAAAUUCAGCUCAAACAGGACGCCAGUGGUAUCUCGUUCGCACACAAGGAAGUCCGUUUGCUGCCCUUCUCAAUCCACGCCGUGGCUCGCGUCUUCUGGUCUUUCCUGCUUUAUGAGAGCAAAAGAAUGCCAGGUAAUAUCCAGACUCGUGUCAUAAACAACGACCACCUGAACGCCACGAUCGUCGACACUUUACAGCUCCCAAAGUCCCGCCACACUGAGGUCCGUACGCGGAUCGCAGUGCGCCGAUACUACGAGCCCAACCGCGUGGUGUUUGUUUGGAGUAACUGCAUGGAGAUCGCAGGCUCCGUGUUCGUACGUCUACGUGAAAAAGGAGUCCACACUGUAACGAACUUCGACUUCCUCGGUGGUGGCAGUGGCGUCUCCCCUCCAGGCUGCAUCAUGCGCGCUGUGAUCGACGUCAGGCCCGAGACCGUGGAAUUUCGCACUGGAGCGGAUACUCAAGGACACAUUGGAGAAAUGACUGACCUCGUGCUCGGUACGUACCACCGCAACUUCGGAUUGAUCAACCAAGUGAUGGAGAACCUCCUGCUCAACGACCUCAUGGGAACCUCAGAGUCAUCUAGGCAGGCUGAUUAGUGCCGUAACGUCAUACAUUAUGCCACCACAAUAUUCCUCAAAUUAACCAAUCAUCAUUCAUUAUCACAGUCCACCAACCAA